AUGAAGAGGUGUUUUCUCACGGCUACUGCUGCAAUUCUCGUUCUCCUUUACAACGAUGAUGUGGUAAGAUAUCUACAUGACAUCGAAGACACACUUCUUCCACUGGACGCUAUUGAUUACGACUUCCUCCAUGAUCUAGAAGAAACAGAGUAUGGGUUGAUUUUGAAGGGCACUAACCCUAAAUAUCUGAACUGUUCUGAAUGGAAAAGUUCUGCAAAUCAAACAUUUGCUAAAGGAUGGAGCAAAUCGGUUAUCUCUCUCAAGAGUGACAGCGUUGCCAAAUUUCCGAACUUUGAAGGAAGGACAUACCAGAACUGUGGGAUGACAUAUGGGAAGAUUCUCUUACAGGAAGAACGAUGCCGAGCGGAACUCCUUCAAGGAUUUAUCAACGAAAUUAAAAUGCUCCUACGAUUUCGAAAUGACUCAAGAGUUAUAAAUAUGAUCUCAUACUGUAUUCCACAAAAUCUAAAGCAACUAGAAUAUGUGAAUAUUGUGACGGAAAAAGGCACUCCACUUGAUAUUGUAUUAGUACAACAACAACCAAAAAUCGUGGAUCUUGAUGAAGCCUAUUUUAUUGGGAAGGAAGACAAGCAAUUUGGGGAAUACCUCUCAAAAGUUCAAAGAAAACUCGCCUCAGAGCUCCUCAUCAAUGAAACGAUUUCGGGACGUGAUGGUUAA
This is a messenger RNA of Strongylus vulgaris, 678 nucleotides long. The record is from the annotation of a GenBank genome assembly. NCBI's taxonomy places the organism in Eukaryota, Metazoa, Nematoda, Chromadorea, Rhabditida, Strongylidae.